Neolamprologus brichardi is the source of this 2116-nucleotide messenger RNA. RefSeq lists its product as uncharacterized. Gene Ontology annotation, molecular function: RNA polymerase II cis-regulatory region sequence-specific DNA binding; DNA-binding transcription factor activity, RNA polymerase II-specific. Gene Ontology annotation, biological process: regulation of DNA-templated transcription. NCBI's taxonomy places the organism in Eukaryota, Metazoa, Chordata, Actinopteri, Cichliformes, Cichlidae. The record is from RefSeq and is a predicted model, not a curated record.
AAUGACUUCAACACAAAAGGACCAACAUGGAGCAAGAAGUCAGCACUCUCAGGAGGCCGACAAACCUCACAGAAGAAAGGGAGAGAAAACCUACAGCUGUGAUGAGUGUGGGAAGGAUUUUACCCAGUCUGGAAAUUUAAAAAAACACCAACUCACCCACAGUGGAGUUAAAGCGUACAGCUGUGAUUUGUGUGGAAAGUCUUUUACCCAGUCUGGAAGUUUAAAAACUCACCAACUCAUCCACAGUGGAGUUAAAGCGUACAGGUGUGAUUUGUGUGGAAAGUCUUUUACCGAGGCUGGAACUUUAAAAACUCACCAACUCAUCCACAGUGGAGUUAAAGCGUACAGCUGUGAUGAGUGUGGGAAGAAUUUUACCAGGGCUGGAGGCUUAAAAAGACACCAACUCAUCCACAGUGGAGUUAAAGCGUACAGCUGUGACUUGUGUGGAAAGUCUUUUACCUUGGCUCAAAGCCUAAAAACACACCAGCUCAUCCACAGUGGAGUUAAGUCAUACAGCUGUGACUUGUGUGGAAAGUCUUUUACCCUGGCUCAAAGCCUAAAAUCACACAAACUCAUCCACAGUGGAGUUAAAGCUUACAGCUGUGACUUGUGUGGAAAGUCUUUUACCGAGGCUGGAUGCUUAAAAAAACACCAACUCAUCCACAGUGGAGUUAAACCUUACAGCUGUGACUUGUGUGGAAAGUCUUUUACCCAGGCUGGAAGCUUAAAAAUACACCAACUCAUCCACAGUGGAGUUAAAGCACACACCUGUGACUUGUGUGGAAAGUCUUUUACCCGGGCUGGAGAAUUAAAAACACACAGACUCAUCCACAGUGAAUUUAAAGCGUACAACUGUGACUUGUGUGGAAAGUCUUUUACCCUGGCUCAAAACUUUAAAACACACCAACUCAUCCACAGUGGAGUUAAACCAUACACCUGCAACUUAUGUGGAAAGUCUUUUACCCAUCGUAAAUGCUUAAAAUUACACCAUAUCAUCCACAGUGGAGUUAAAGCACACAGCUGUGAGUUGUGUGGCAAGACGUUUGCUCAAAAUAGUGACUUACAGAGGCAUCUAGUUACCCACUCUGGAAUUAAGGCGUACAGCUGCGACUUUUGUGGAAAAAGUUUCAGCGACAAACAGUACCGAAAUAUUCACCUACGGUUUCACACUGGAAAUGAUGUUUCCCGCUGUGAUCAGUGCGGGAAACUGUUUGCAACAGAUGCACAGUUACAACAACACAUGUUUAUCCACACUGAGGAGAGACCUUAUAAAUGUGACAUGUGUGAGAAGACUUUUAAAUCUCCACAUCACCUGAAAAAACACCAAAAGAUCCACACCAGAAAGUAACUCUACAAGUGCAGUUACUGUGAGAUAUGUAUAUAUUUUUUAUCUUGUAAUUGUAACCUGAUUGUUUGGAACAAGUCUGAUCAGUAAACUUAUGGAGUUAUACUGAGUGUUAUAAUGUAAACAGUAAAAUGUAAUUGGACGUUGGCAGAGAUGCUCUUUGUUUCAGGCGACAUUCAGGAUAAAAAUAUUGAAGGAAUUUCCUGACUUACUCUGUCUUUGUUUAGAAUCAGAGCAACACAGAUUGAUCCAGUUCUCAACCCUGUCGUCACUGUGGUGGUGGGAAAGCUUCUUUGUGACCUUUGUAGAAAAACUUCCAAUCAUCAACGGGACCUAAAACCACAUCAACGUAGACACACUGAAGACAAAAUGAAUGACUGCAAAGAAUGUGGGAGAGGCUUCCACACACCAAGUACAUUAAAAUACAUGAACUAUUCCACAGUGGGGUCAAAAAGCACAUCUGUGACCAGUGUGGGUCAUCCUUCACCACUGGACAUUAGCUCAAUGAAAAAGCAUAAGGGAAUCCACACAGGACAGACACCAUACAAGUGCAGACAUUGACAAAUUUUUUUGCCCUAGACUGAAGUUCAUUGUCACUUUGCAGUUUCCACGUCCACUUCAUGAGGUAAAGAAAAAGCAUCCUUACAUCUCAGUACAGGGGUGACCACCUCCAGGCCUCAAGAGUAGGGAUGGGUACCGGUAUCCGGUACCACAUAAACGGUAGUAACCAGACCAAAAGCAGCAUACAUUUUGGUGCUUUUUUUCCUGAGA